Molecule: messenger RNA, 1257 nt
Organism: Acyrthosiphon pisum (pea aphid)
Lineage: Eukaryota; Metazoa; Arthropoda; Insecta; Hemiptera; Aphididae
Exons: 3
Coding region: 1-1257 (418 amino acids)
Source: RefSeq, a predicted model, not a curated record
AUGCAGGAAAUAGUAGAUGGAAUAUCAGAUUUAUUUUCUAGUGGUAUUGUUUCAUUUUUAAAAAACAUGGUUAUGCCUCAUUUAAAGGAGUGCAGUAUUUCUGAAAAAAAUGAAAUAGAUUAUUUAUUUGAUACUUUGGCUAAUCCUUUUUUCAAUUUCAAAACUGAAUAUCAGAGAUUUCAAUUUUUUGAGGGGGUUUUCGAAGCAGCCUUUAAAUAUACUGAAGCUUCUACUAACCAAAAUCAAAUACUUUCAUCAUUUCUAAAUGGUACUACUUGGAAGUCAAUCAAAUAUAAAUUUAGUAAUAAAAUUGUUUUUCCUAUAUUCUUGUAUUAUGAUGAUGUUGAAAUAGGAAACCCUUUAGGAUCGCACUCUGGUAUACAUAAAAUGGGCUGUGUAUAUUAUACAAUUCCUGCUUUUCCCCCAGAAUAUUUAUCAACAUUAGAUAAUAUAUUUGCUGCAUUCUUAUUUCACUCUUCAGAUCUGGGAAAUUCAAAAUUCAAUAAUAAAACUAUGUUCGCUUCUCUGAUUAGUGAUUUAAUUGAUUUACAAGAAAAUGGAAUUACUAUUACAGUUAAUUCAAAUAUUAUUCAGGUGUAUUUUGUUCUUGGACUAGUCUUGGGUGACAAUUUGGGUCUUAAUUCUAUAUUAGGCUUUGUGUCAAGUUUUUCAGCCAAUUAUUGUUGUAGAAUUUGUUGCUCCCAUAAAACAAGCGCUCAAAAGAUGCUUUUAGAAUGUACAGAAUCACUUAAAAAUGAAGAAAACUAUAAGCUAGAUGUCCUUCAGGAAAAUGUAUCUGAAACAGGUGUAAAUGAACUUUGUGUAUUUAAUGCUAUUCCUAAUUAUCAUUUAAUAAUUAAUAGUGUAUGCGAUUUUAUGCAUGAUGUAACAGAGGGAGUUGCUCGUUAUGAUAUGACUGUUAUAAUCACACAAUUAAUAAAUGAUAAGUAUUUUACAUUAAUUGUUGGCGAACUAGUUCCUAUAGAAACCCCUGUUUGGCAAUUGUAUAUAGCGUUGCGAAAAAUUGUUGAUAUUUGCUGUGCAAAAACAAUUCAAUCCGAAUGUUCUCAUUUAUUGGACCAAAUAGUGGCUGAACAUAAUAGACUUUAUUUGUUAUUAUCUAGAAGUAAUCUUAAACCUAAAUUUCACAUGUUAACCCAUUAUGGGAGAGUUUUAAUUAAAAAUGGACCAUUAAUAUUGACUUCUUGUAUUCGAUUUGAAGCCAAGCAUAAGAUAUCAAAAGCUUUUGCAAAUUAA